Diorhabda carinulata is the source of this 483-nucleotide messenger RNA. RefSeq lists its product as uncharacterized. Bases 1 to 483 code for a protein of 160 amino acids. NCBI's taxonomy places the organism in Eukaryota, Metazoa, Arthropoda, Insecta, Coleoptera, Chrysomelidae. The transcript has a single exon. The record is from RefSeq and is a predicted model, not a curated record.
AUGGACCUGUCGAGUUAUCACGACCCAGUGAAGGACUUAAAAAGCCAGAUCAACAAAGCGACUGCCAUAUCGGGCUGCUUAAGACAGACAAUAUGGGCUAACGAAUACAUGCGAAAGGAUAGCAAGGUUAGGAUCUAUAAAACUUGUAUCAAACCAAUCAUGACAUACGGAAUAGAAACCAGAGAGGAAACCAAUAAAACGAAAAGCAUGCUUCGGGUAGCCGAAAUGAAAAUGCUCAGGACUAAAGUGGGAAAAACAAGAGUAAAACGAAUCAGGUUCACUGACAUCAGGGAACAAUGUGGGGUGCGAGACAUCGUAAGAUGGGGGAGACAAAGAAAAAUAUACUGGUACGUUAGAAGAAUGGAAGAGAGUAGACUGCCACGCAUCGUACUUAAAGGGAAACCAAUAGGGAAAAGGGAACCUGGACGACCACCUAAGAGAUGGAUGGAUAGCUGGCAGUUCACCUCCCAGGCAUUGAUAUAG